This is a messenger RNA of Pecten maximus, 1167 nucleotides long. Its product is annotated as protein let-653-like. The coding region runs from base 1 to 1167 and encodes 388 amino acids. The transcript has a single exon. The record is from RefSeq and is a predicted model, not a curated record. Lineage: Eukaryota; Metazoa; Mollusca; Bivalvia; Pectinida; Pectinidae.
AUGAAGGCCCGAGAGAUCAACGAUUCCCUGAGGACGCUGGCAGACAUGAUAGAAAAGCUCCAUUACAUCCCUCAUCCGAACUUCACCCGCAGCAGAAAGAUUGACGGACAGCUACUAAGUAGAGAUGGUCUCCACCUGAGUUUCAAGGGAACCGAUCGUGUCAUCUACGACCUCCUCGCCGGAAUUGCCCACAUCAGAACUACGCCAGCCAAUACUCGACCCACUACGCCAUCCCCUACUCCAACCACUACUCGAUCAACCACUACUCCAUCCCAGACUCCAGCAACUACUCCAACCACUACUCCAUCCCAGACUCGACCCCCAGGCCCUACUCGAUCAACCACUACUCCAUCUGAUACUCCAACCACUACUCGAUCAACCACUACUCCAUCCCAGACUCGACCCCCUACUCGAUCAACCACUACUCCAUCCCAGACUCGACCCCCUACUCGAUCAACCACUACUCAAUCCCAGACUCGACCCCCUACUCGAUCAACCACUACUCCAUCCCAGACUCGACCCCCUACCCAGACUCCGUACCUUACCGCACUUCUCUCUCUGCCACCCGUUCAUGUAGAUGUCGAACCAACGUUCGCAGUGAGUGAAGAUCCAGCAUCAUGGCCAGCAUUACCACGACGCACUAGUACGACGCCGCCACCAACUAAGACGCCAACUACUGCUGAUCCAACCACUACUCGACCUCCAGCAACUACUCGAUUAACCACUACUCCAUGUGAUACUCCAGCAACUACUCCAACCACUACUCCAGCAACCACUACUCCAUGUGAUACUCCAGCAACUACUCCAACCACUACUCCAGCAACCACUACUCCAUGUGAUACUCCAGCAACUACUCCAACCACUACUCCAGCAACCACUACUCCAUGUGAUACUCCAACCACUACUCCAACCACUACUCCAGCAACCACUACUCCAUGUGAUACUCCAGCCACUACUCCAACCACUACUCGAUCACCACUACUCCAUGUGAUACUCCAGCAACUACUCCAACCACUACUCCAUGUGAUACUCCAGCAACUACUCCAACCACUACUCCAGCAACCACUACUCCAUGUGAUACUCCAACCACUACUCCAGCAACCACUACUCCAUGUGAUACUCCAGCAACUACUCCAACCACUACUCGAUCACCACUACUCCAUGUGA